This is a messenger RNA of Bradysia coprophila, 2559 nucleotides long. Its product is annotated as pH-sensitive chloride channel 2-like. Gene Ontology annotation, cellular component: membrane. Lineage: Eukaryota; Metazoa; Arthropoda; Insecta; Diptera; Sciaridae. Gene Ontology annotation, biological process: monoatomic ion transmembrane transport. The record is from RefSeq and is a predicted model, not a curated record. Gene Ontology annotation, molecular function: transmembrane signaling receptor activity; extracellular ligand-gated monoatomic ion channel activity.
UUUCUCAGUUUCACUUAGCGGUUUACGGUGGCAAGACAAGAUCCAAGCGGAAUAAUAAGACGAAUUUUUUUUGUUUUUAUUUAAUUUAAAAUUUAACUUCGUGAAGAAAGAGAAAAAAAAGCUCGCUACUCGCUACCGAAUAUAUUGAAUAUUAUUAACAUCUGUGUGUACACAAUACCUUAAUUUUUGUAUUCAACAACACGGUUAAUCAUUCGUUAAAAAACACUUUUGGUAUAAACAUUUAACAGUGUUCCCGAGAAACCAUUAUGAACAGCAACUGAAAAGCCAUGGCUAAACUACACACCAUGUAUGCAGCAAUUGUUAUGCUCUUAGUCGGCGUAAAAAUUCAAUGUGCCAAUUCCACAAAUGCAACCCUCUUCUCACCACUAAUCAAUAACUCAACAUCGCCCAAUGCAAACCUAAUUCUGCAAAAUGACACCCAAAGUGGGACGGAUGCGAAUCUGGUAAAAGAUGGGUCUCCGACCGUCGUCACAUUAAUACCCAUUUCGAGUACAGUCCAACCAAAUGUUGUGAAUGAAACGACAACAAUAGCCGACAAUACUACUACAACGGAAAAAACGACGACUACAACGAAAAAUCCACAAAUGUUAUUGAUACCGCCAGCGGAAGUCAAUGCUUCGAUUGCACAGAUGCACAAUGCUCCAAGGAAAAAGGGACAGAUAAUUAUUAGCUCUGAACCAGAUUGUCCUUCCCUGCAUGACGCAGACAGUUUAUCACAAACGCAGCUUAUUAAGCGACUGACUCAUGGAUGCAGAUACGAUAGAUUGGAAAGACCCAUAACAUUCGGAGUAAAUGGAACAAGACAACCGAUAAACAUAUGGACCCGAGCAUACGUUUACUUCAUGCAAAAUUUAGAAGCUCACGAUCUGCAAUUCAAACUGCAUACACUGCUUCAGUUUCGUUAUGUCGAUCCUAGACUGGUGUUCAAGGAAGUAGCACCAAAGCGUAAAGAACCCAUUAUGGGCGAACAAUCGUUAAGAGAUGCUCUAUGGGUGCCGCACAUAUUUUUGGCUAACGAACGUUCGUCAAGUAUAUUGGGUACAGCUGAGAAGGAUGUUCUCACAUCUAUAUCACCAGAUGGAACGGUCAUUAUUUCGACCAGAAUUCAAGCAUCGUUGCAUUGUUGGAUGAACUUGCAAAAGUUUCCGUUCGACGAACAAACUUGCCAUACCAUUUUUGAAAGCUGGAUGUACAACACAUCAGAACUGGUUUUACAUUGGGAAACCAAGUCCCCUGUUACAUUUGCCCCAGAACUCCAUUUAACUGAAUACGCUUUGCUCAAUACGUGGACGAACGAGACAACAGUCAAUGCUGAUUUAAGUGAUCUCCGACACGGAGCUUUUGCUGGUAACUACAGCUCCCUAAGCUUCUCGCUGCAUUUGAGUCGUCAAAUGGGAUUUUAUUUAAUGGACUACUUCCUGCCGUCUAUGAUGAUAGUCGCCAUAUCCUGGGUCUCAUUCUGGUUGCAGGCUGAUCAGUCAGCUCCCCGGAUCAUGUUAGGAACGAGCACUAUGUUAACGUUUAUCACUCUAGCCUCAGCCCAGGGAAAAACUUUACCGAAAGUCAGUUACAUCAAAGUGUCGGAAGUUUGGUUCCUUGGGUGUACAGGAUUCAUUUUCGGAAGUUUAGUCGAGUUUGCCUUUGUCAAUACGAUCUGGCGGCGCAAGAAGAACGUCGAAUUGAAGAAGGUGAACAGCAAAUACAUUUUGAAGUCAACGCUGACUCCGAGACCGUCAAGAAAAGAUAUGUCUCCUGGUCUACAGAAAUCUCGAUCUUGUUCCAGUUUGGACGGAUCCCAAAAUGGACAGAACAGCUUCAAUAACUACUUGACCGUUCACAGCUUCCCGUCAAAAACCAACAUUCCCACAAUUACAACCACCAAAAGUUUAGACGAUUUAAUAACGGAAAAUGGUAGUGUGGCAGUGAAUAUGGAACCGUCGUCCAGUUCGGCCACCCUUCAUGUGCACGGACAGGAAGAAUGUUAUACACCGGAACCGAAUGGAAAAUCCGGUUGGACUACAAUGACACCGCAAGAGAUAGCUUACUGGAUUGAUCGCCGUUCUCGUUUCCUAUUCCCCGGUGCAUUUGUCGCGUUCAAUGCCCUAUUUUGGACGUUCGUCUACUGCAUGUAGGGAGAGAGAGAGAGAUAGAGAACCCAAUUUACGCAAUCGAUUUGGAGAAUGUAAAUCAGUUUGAUUAAAAAUUGUGAUUUUUAUGUUUGCAUUCUCUGUAAUUUCAUUGGCAACGAUACACAUUCUACAUUAUUCCUUAUAGUCAAGUGCGAGUUGUCCAAAAAAGCCGUUUCGCUCAUAUUGAAUGUAAAAAGCGAUUUUAUGGUUGAUUAUCGUAGAUGGAUCGGCCAGUAACUCAAAUCGCGAUGUUGCCAAGCUGGGAUCGGCCUGGUUUGGUCUAGGGGGCCGACGUUGCCUAACACUUCUUUUCGCUCUACGAAAUUUUGAUUUUUGAAAAUUUAUUUAAAAAUAUAAAAUAAAAUAUUUUUGACAUGGUUCCAUGGGCGAAAUUGUUUCUAAGGCUCGG